AAAGAAAUUGUGAUUUUUGUUCAAAUUAUCACUUCGAUCUUGCGAAUUAAUUUCGUCCAUUAGAAAUCGAUACGCAUCGAGGGACGACCAUUAUGGAUACAGUGGCGAGCUUGCGGACCACGCGACUUUACGGUCUGUCGAAUUCAUGGUCCGACGUCACACUGACAAUUUUGAAAAUCAGCUGAUCCACUAUGUGACGAGUUUCUUUCCCGAGUGGAAAGAAAACGAAAGCGUAAGCCGCCUGGAAGAGUAACCGUGAAAACAGUGACUGCUCGCCUCUUUGACUGCUCGGACUUUAAAGAGCCAGGUUAGGAUCGUCCAUUUGUCAACAGCUGAUCGAGACGCUCCAACACCUGUCUGCAUUGACAUGCUCGUUCAGACUCUGAUCGCAUCCAACCGAGCUGUCGUAUGAUACAUCCCGCGUAAAUCGUAUUACCAUGGACUCGUUGAAGGACGAGGCGCAGACGGAGGCAGCGUUGAUCGAGAGUCUGUCCGGCGAGCAAAACUCGAGAUGCGAGUCGCCGAAGCGCGGCACCACGCUCUCCACCAGCACCAGCAGCUUCGAGGCGCUCGACCCGCACGACCCAAACCUGAGUCGCCUGGCGAACACCAUGUUCCAGAAGACGGGCGAGUACCUGCAGGAGGAGCUGACCGCUACCCACGCCGACUACCGGCUGCUGGAGCGCCUCAACAAGGAGACCAUCGCCAAGUACACGGAGCUAAAGAUCAUCUCGUCGAACGUGGUGCAGUCACUGGACUCGCUCAAUGACAAGUACCAGAAGCUACAGCCGAUCCUUGACAACAUCAAUCAGAUCGACGACAGCGUCAGCAAACUGGAGCAAGCGGCGUACAAGCUAGCGGCGUACUCCAAGCGACUCGAAGCCAAGUUUAAGGAUCUCGAGAAGGACACGAAGGGCAAAUGAAGCUGUAAUUAAAUGAAUGUACCAAUCAUUGUAUCCCUAUGUAUCUACAUAUGAUAGGACGACAAUAUCUCGGGCAAAAAUUAUUGCGAAUAUAUGAAUAAUUGUAUAAAACAAAUAUUUCAGAGAGCUAGCAAUGGUCAAGAAUGCAAAUCUUUUGUACAUUAUAUUUAUUAGUGUACACGAGAGACCUCUUGAACACGCUUACAAAACUUCUAGAAAAUUGUAGCUUGCCAUUCCUUUGCAUAUCAUACACAAUAUCUGAAUAUUUUAUAAUUAACUUAUUGAUUAAAAAGUUAUGUAUCUUAUCAAGUGCUCUAUCCAAGACUAACCUUUCUUCUUCCGCAAUGUAUCGACAAGCCUCACAAUGUGCCUGAGUAAGGAUGAUACGAGUGUAAAUAAGAACACAGUAAUAUGUAAACCAGGAAUACGAAUAAUUACAACUAUAUUUAACAAAAA
Vollenhovia emeryi is the source of this 1379-nucleotide messenger RNA. RefSeq names its product biogenesis of lysosome-related organelles complex 1 subunit 2 (gene Blos2). The coding region runs from base 438 to 923 and encodes 161 amino acids. Gene Ontology annotation, molecular function: gamma-tubulin binding. The record is from RefSeq and is a predicted model, not a curated record. Lineage: Eukaryota; Metazoa; Arthropoda; Insecta; Hymenoptera; Formicidae. Gene Ontology annotation, cellular component: BLOC-1 complex; gamma-tubulin complex; BORC complex. The transcript has a single exon. Gene Ontology annotation, biological process: endosomal transport; lysosome localization.